ACAUUCUGUGAAAUCAAGGAAAUUGUCGAUGAUAAUGCCAUUGGGGCAAGAACGGUAGUUGCGGCUGACUUGAAUGGAGAUGGAUGGAUCGAUCUCGCAUCGGCAAGCAAGGACGACGAUACCGUGGCAUGGUACCCCAACGACGGCACCGGUCACUUUCCUACCAAGAUUGUCAUCUCCAAGGACGACGAAGCAUUAGGGGCAUACUCCCUUGUCGCCGCUGACAUUGAUGGGGACGGUCAUCAAGAUCUCGUAGUGGCAUCCAAUGGGAAUGACCACGUUUCGCUCUGGCGCAAUGACGGCAAGGGAAAUUUCUCCAAGACACUCAUCUACGACAAUGCCGAUUUUGUACUCUCGGUGACAGCCGUCGACUUUGAUCGAGAUGGCGAUCUCGAUGUCGCAUCGGCAUCGUUUUUUGAUGGAUACAUUCGAUGGUACGAAAACGUCGACGGAAAAGGAUAUGUCUGGAAGAAUCAUACCGUCUACGUGGGGAUUCAAGGACAUUAUGUGGCCCAUGGAGACAUGGACGGGGAUGGUGACGAUGAUCUUAUUGCCGUCACGCAUGCCGAAAACACGUCGCCGUCUUUCUCGCACAAACCAACUGCGACGAAGACAAUCACACAGACAUCAAUCAGCACAAGAGAGAAUGCUGUCAUGUCGGCACGGAAUGGGAUGGACAUACCUGCGUAA
Seminavis robusta is the source of this 690-nucleotide messenger RNA. The record is from the annotation of a GenBank genome assembly. Lineage: Eukaryota; Bacillariophyta; Bacillariophyceae; Naviculales; Naviculaceae.